Messenger RNA from Bipolaris maydis ATCC 48331, 956 nucleotides. RefSeq lists its product as uncharacterized. Lineage: Eukaryota; Fungi; Ascomycota; Dothideomycetes; Pleosporales; Pleosporaceae. The record is from RefSeq and is a predicted model, not a curated record.
AGUUUCCACAACGAUCUCUUUCAGCACCAGCCGAAAUUCAAGCCGUGAUCGACACUUUUUCACGACAGUCAGCAUUCGGAUUUGUUCAUACACCUUCCUUUGUUUAUCAACACCAUGCUUUUCAACAAGCGCAUUCUGGCACUGGCCGCUCUUUUCUCGACACUCACCAGUGGACGACCCUUUGAUUCGGCAGGAGCAGGAAAACUUGUCGCGAGGAGCAAAAGUUAUGCGGUUGUCAACGUUGGUGGAGAUUCGACCGAGACAUCUGCGGAGCCGACUUCAACUAUCAAGACGACAACGACUAUUGAGGUUGUUAUCCCAGGAGAGACAGUCACUCGAGAGGUGACGGCGACAGUCGUCAAGCCGAAUCCAGCACCUGUACCUACGCCCUGCCCAAGCUCAAGCAGCGUGGCGGCGUCAUCGAGUUCCCUGCCGGUCUCUUCAACAUCAACUCCUAUUUCUUCAACACCUCCAAUUUCCACACCAAACACGCCCAUGAGCGUGCCAUCAAAUAGCACAUCGAUGCCAAUCGAGACGCCAAAGCCAAUCUUCAUUACCGUCACUGUCUCCGAGGACGACGGUCCUACAGAGUACUAUGACAACGGCAUGUGGCACACCAACUACAGGAUAAAGACGUUUGAGGAUGAUGCCGUGGCAGCUCCAACAGCGCCGCCUACGGCUUAAGCGAGGUACUGAGUGGUUCCCUCUUUUCUUCCUCUCAGGUUAGGCGGUAGGCUGGCUCAGCUGUCUGUUUCUAUUCUUUGGCAGUAUUUUAACGACGAAAGAGUAAUGGUGACAUGUCGAUACGCUAGUGCAGCAGACAAGUAUACAUGUAGACACACAUGGGUCAGGCGUUCUGGGAGUAAUUGUAGCGACGGUCAGGUCCUUUGGGCCGCAUGUAUUAUGUAGUUUGACUAGAUGGAUAGCUGAGAUGAAUAACAAUGAUUCCACGGCUG